GGCGGAGUCGGCAUUACUGUCGGGAAACGAGCUCAAUCAUUAAGUUAGAAAGUAGUAAAAAUAACCCAAUUAGAGGGUUGAAAUUUACCCCUCUGCUGAAUGUUAUUUCCCCGAAGACGUGUCGUCUGAGGUGGGCUUUAUAGCAGUUGAGCUGCGUAGGUUUGCUGGAGAGCCGAUGAGAGCUGGAGUUAUACGGGAAGGGAAGGAGAUUUUCUCGGCCCUGCUAUUCAUGAACGGGCCCCUUGCAACUUUAAAAAAAAGUUAGCAGAUACAAUUCAGUCUCUCGUCAUAUUCUCCAGUACCCGGUUUGAGUUACUUUGUGAGAUCCACAGAAACAGGCCUCACACAGAUGGGAACGGUGUGUCUGCAGCACCUCGAAGGUGCAUUCAAUCACUGGACUAUUAGUUUCACAUAAUCCACCAGUCAAGCCAGACUAUUUGUUGUGGAUAAUGAUAAUAAAGGCUUAAAGUCUUUGGAUCAAGACUCUUUAUUUAGACUCUUACCUGGCAUCCACAAAUUUGUACAAAGAACCUGUGAGGAGCAGAACAUUAUUGAAUAUUUGAUACAACACCCAUCAAGAUGAGUGCGGAAGGAUAUCAGUACAGAGCACUGUAUGACUACAAGAAAGACAGGGAAGAGGAUAUUGACUUGCAUGUAGGGGACAUUCUUACUGUCAGUAAGGCUGCACUGCUUGCAGUCGGCUACAAUGAUGGUAUGGAGGAGAGACCGGAUGAAAUUGGAUGGCUGCCUGGCUUUAAUGAAACCACUCAGGAAAAGGGGGACUUUCCUGGUACGUACGUGGAGUUCAUUGGAAAGAAAAAGAUUUCUCCACCAACUCCCAAACCGAGGCCCGCAAGGCCCCUACCUGUGGCCCCGGGGCCCUCCAAGCCAGACUCAGACUCUGAGCAAGGCACUAGUAUUCUGUUAGACCUGACGGAGCAGUUUGGUCCUCCUGAGGUGGGGCCGCCCAUGUUGCUCAAGCUACUAGAGGUGAUCGAGAGGAAAGGUCUAGACAACCCAACACUAUACAGAAACUUCACUGAUGGAGGAGGGCUUGAUGUCAGACAGUGUUUUGAUGGUGACCCAGCCUCAAUCGAUCUCGAGCACAUGGACCUUCAGAUGUUGUGUGAUGGUCUGAGGAGGUUCUUUCAAGAUUUGCCUCAGCCCGUCAUCCCCUCUGCAAUCUACAGCGAGAUGAUGCGCAUCGCUCAAGAGGUGCAGGGUACAGAUGAAUGUGCACAUCACCUGCGUCUGGUCGCCAGCUCCUCUACUCUUCCUCCGCAGUACUGGCUGACCCUGCAAAGUUUGCUACGGCACUUCUCUCACGUGUGCCAGGCGUCAGCAGCCAACUUGCUCAGUGCCCGCGCCAUCGCUGAAAUCUUCAGCCCGAUGCUCUUCGGAUAUCAGCCCACCAGCUGUGAGCCCAGCCCAGAGGCACACAUCAGGAUCAUUGAAGUUCUUGUGACCAGUGAAUGGAGUGACGGUCAGGCGGCUCCAGCACUACCUCCCAAGCCACCCAAACCGACGACUGUCACAAACAACGGUAUGAACAACAACAUGGCUCUGCAAGACGCUGAAUGGUACUGGGGGGACAUCUCAAGGCAAGAGGUCAACGAGAAGCUUAGGGACACAGCCGAUGGUACAUUUUUGGUUCGAGAUGCCUCCACUAAAAUGCACGGAGAUUACACUCUCACAUUGAGGAAGGGUGGUAAUAACAAGCUGAUCAAGAUCUUCCAUCGAGAUGGGAAGUACGGCUUUUCAGACCCCCUGACCUUCAACUCUGUGGUUGAACUGAUCAAUCACUAUCGGCACGAGUCGCUCGCCCAGUACAACACCAAGCUAGAUGUGAAGCUAUUGUAUCCUGUGUCCAAGCACCAACAGGAUCAGGUGGUAAAGGAGGACAAUAUUGAAGCUGUUGGGAAGAAGUUGCACGAAUACCACCAGCAGUAUCAGGAGAAAAACAGAGAGUACGACAAACUCUAUGAGGAAUACACUAGAACAUCACAGGAAAUCCAAAUGAAAAGGACUGCAAUUGAAGCUUUCAAUGAGACCAUAAAGAUCUUUGAAGAGCAGUGCCAGACGCAAGAACGGUACAGCAAGGAAUAUAUCGAAAAGUUUAGGAGAGAAGGCAACGAGAAGGAAAUCCAAAGGAUUAUGGGAAACUAUGACAAGUUAAAGUCACGCAUCAGUGAAAUAGUGGACAGCAAGCGGCGUCUGGAAGAAGAUCUAAAGAAGCAGGCGGCGGACUACAGAGAGAUCGACAAGCGGAUGAACAGCAUUAAGCCUGACCUCAUCCAGCUCCGGAAGACCAGGGAUCAGUACCUCAUGUGGUUGACCCAGAAAGGAGUCAGACAGAAGAAACUCAAUGAAUGGCUGGGAAUCAAUAACGACAACCAAGACGAUCAAUACUCAAUGGUGGAUGACGAUGAUGAUUUGCCACACCAUGAUGAACGCUCAUGGAAACUGGGCAACAUUAAACGCCUCCAGGCCGAGGCAAUUUUGCGGGGCAAGAGAGAUGGAACAUUCUUGGUUAGGGACAGCAGCAAAGCUGGAUGUUAUGCCUGCAGUGUUGUUGUGGAUGGCGAGGUCAAGCACUGUGUCAUCAACAAGACACCCACAGGAUACGGCUUUGCUGAGCCCUACAACCUUUACAGCUCACUCAAAGAACUAGUCUUGCACUACCAGCACACGUCCCUGGUUCAGCACAAUGAUUCUUUGAAUGUCACGUUAGCAUACCCAGUUUACGCACACCAGAGGCGGUGAGGACUAGUUGAGGACACCCUUAGGACUCGUUACAAAGCCGGGAGAUGAGAACGGGCCUCCCUCGUGUGGAGACGCCUCCAGUAGGGCUGCUGCUUUUUGACUUGAAAUGACUUUGUUGGAAAAACAAGAAAGCGAAACCCAAAAUGAACAUUUCAGCCACUGAAACUUUUGCCAGUCUGAAUGUAGUUUGAGCAGAAAGUGCUCAGCUUUAACUCUCUCUCCCGAAAUGGAGGACUUUGGAGGCCUUUUCCAAAUGGUGCUUGUCCAUUUCAAAGCUUUACCCGCUGCUGGAAUGUGGAGUGUUGACUUAAACCUCUGGAGUGCAUCUUUUUUACCUCUUCUACCCCAUACCUGCUCAGUUCAGGUCCCUUUUUGAGUGUAUGUGCAUGUUUGUGUGUCUACGAGUGAGUGAGAGAAUGUGUUUUGACCAAAACUCACAGUAUCUAAAAGCUAUUGGAAUGUUCAACACGUUUGUCACGAACAGACCAUGGAAUCAACUGAUCAAAUGUAGCAAGAUGGCACUUUCGAAAUGGUAUCUACUAGUUUUCCUGCAAGAGACUUCUACAUGAAUGUUUGAUAUGACAUGCCUUGUCUAAAAGGGGCUUAGUGAUGAGAAGAAAGCAAGAUGUUUGAUGGCAUUUUUUUUGUGAGCAUUAUAAUAACAUGACUCUAAAUACAUUUUUUUUUUCAUUUAUGGGCUGGUCUUUAAGGAACUGAAACAUAAACUUCACGCUGUGUACAUACAGACACAAAGCUAUGUGACAAAAAACCAUAUUGUACCAAAAAGAAACGCAGUUCCUUCUCAGUCUAAUCUGCUAUGCAAAUUCUGUGUUUUCUGUCUUCUGCAGAGUUGUGAUUUUAUUUUACACGUUGCUACCAUAAUAUAAACUUGUUUUUAUUGCUUAAAGUCUUUUUUUAUGUCAGUAUCUAAGAGGAUAUUUUAAGUGUCAAAAUGGCAAGAAAGAUUGCUUCGUUUUACAGAGAAAGUGAGAAGAAAAGUACUUUAUUACAUAUUUCUUUAUUAGCCGCUGGUAAAAUUAAAGAGUAUUUUAUUAGUCUUUUUCACUUGGAGCUGAUUUUCUCUUGGGCAGAGCCUGGAGGACAUUAGUGCUGCUUCUGUCUACAGUAAUGGUGAUAUAUAUAUAUAUAUAUAUAUAUAUAUAUAUA
Molecule: messenger RNA, 3930 nt
Organism: Xyrauchen texanus (razorback sucker)
Lineage: Eukaryota; Metazoa; Chordata; Actinopteri; Cypriniformes; Catostomidae
Product: phosphatidylinositol 3-kinase regulatory subunit alpha-like
Exons: 16
Coding region: 580-2763 (727 amino acids)
Biological process (GO): insulin receptor signaling pathway; phosphatidylinositol phosphate biosynthetic process
Cellular component (GO): phosphatidylinositol 3-kinase complex
Molecular function (GO): protein binding; 1-phosphatidylinositol-3-kinase regulator activity
Source: RefSeq, a predicted model, not a curated record